Balaenoptera ricei (Rice's whale) is the source of this 751-nucleotide messenger RNA. RefSeq lists its product as uncharacterized. The record is from RefSeq and is a predicted model, not a curated record. The transcript is spliced from 5 exons. NCBI's taxonomy places the organism in Eukaryota, Metazoa, Chordata, Mammalia, Artiodactyla, Balaenopteridae. The coding region runs from base 545 to 751 and encodes 68 amino acids.
CAUGUGUGAAAGCUACUUGGCAUGAAUGCCUGGGCCGUACCAAGUGUCACCGCAGCAAGAGGGGGAGUCAGAAGAAAAACAGAUCAGACCAGAGCAGACAAUAGGCCCCUAAAGUGUUCCCCCUAAGUUGCUUUGAUGUUGUCCUAGUGUCUUGAUACCAGGAGGCCAGGGAUUGCAGGAAAAGGGUCUUUUUUGUCUUCAUUCACUUUCCCCCCUCAGUUUCUGAAAUGAUUCUCCAGAAUUUCUCCUCAUAAAAAAGGACUGAAUGUGGGACUAGCUGGUGUUACUCCACUUUGACCUAAAAAUUCCUUUCUGUUUGGGAGGCAGAGAUCACUCUUGGAAAGUUCCUCUGCAUCCCAAUGUUAGAAGAGAGAGCAAAUUGGACAUCUUGAAAGCAGUUCCCAAGGCAGAGGUCAUCAAGUUAAAUGCAAGUCAUAACUGUGAGGGUCACCUUUGAGACAGGGGUUCCUGGACUCCGCAAGCUCCUCCCCUCCAGGAUGAGCACUGCCGUAUCGUGACCCUUGGGGUUUUGUGUGCCCUGGAGAUGCGAGAUUUUCCUUUGGCAGCAGGAGGCACACACCCGGAGAAUGCUGGAGCCGCAAGGGGACAGGACCCACUUCCACAGCGGAGAAAAACAAAGAGGAAAAAGGCGUGCAGGUGGCCAGCGCUAAGGGACUCGCCCAGCAAGCAGUGGGCCACUGCCGCUGUCCUCAGCAGCUGUUUCUGCUGCAGCCCGAGAGGAACUCGGUGA